Messenger RNA from Clunio marinus, 3204 nucleotides. Lineage: Eukaryota; Metazoa; Arthropoda; Insecta; Diptera; Chironomidae. The record is from the annotation of a GenBank genome assembly.
UUCUAAUUUAAAAAAAAUCUGAAAAUAGAGAAAAAAGUUAACAAAAUAAAAUUUAAACGAUGUCCUUAGUACAAAAGCGACAAUAUGUCGAACCAAGUAGCACGAUACAAAUUGAAAGUGAAAUUCAGAAAAAGAGAAUAAAAAUUCACGCAAGAAGCUCUGCUAAAUCAAUAAAAAUAUUCUUAAAACGUUUGGAAACUUCUUCAAGUAGUCACGAAUCACUCCAAAUACUUACAGAGAUCUCUGACUGUCCGAACUUGGAAGAUGUUGGUACAGAAGCUAUAAAUUCAUUGAGCAUCUUAUUUCAAAAGGAAAAAGGUUUUGUUCGAAUGAAAAUUCUUUAUCUCUUCAGUGACUUUGUAUUAGAUCAUGAUAUUGAUGCAUGUCUAAUUAUUGAAGAGAUAAUUAUGUUGAUUAAAAAGGAAGAAUCGUCAAAAGUUAUUAAUCAAGGAUUUAAUUCCAUUUGCCGCAUUGGUCAACAACAAAAGCACCAAAUUCCUUUCGAUAUUACCAAGAAGAUCAUUGAGUUUGCUAAAUUGAAAAUAUCGUCAACCAACCAUAACGUUCAACGCCAUGCAAUCCAAACAAUUGGAGCAUUUGCAAACAAACAUGAAGGUGAUAAUGAGCUGGUAACAAUGAUAUCAUGUUACAUGGAUUCUUCAGACGCAAGAAUUAGAGCUCAAGCUAUUAACUCGUUGCUGAACAUGUCCUACAAAAGUAUUUUACUUCCUCCUUCGAUUUAUUCUCGCGCUGAGAAAGCAUUGAAAGACGAUUAUGAAUGUGGACGCAAAGAAGCAAUUCAACUAAUUUUUGUUCUCAGUCAAACUCAUCCAGAACAUCUCAUCAAAGUAUCAGAUUCACAAUCAGAAAUUCGUUUGAUUGACGAUGCAUUUGCAAAAAUUUGUUCUGCUUUGAGUGAUCUGUCAGUGCAGGUGCGGGCACAAGCAGCUAAACUAUUGGGGGGAAUGUGCCAAGUCAACAAUGAAUUUCUUUGUCAAACUUUAGAUAAAAAGUUGAUGAGUAAUAUGAGAAGAAAGAAAACAUCUCAUGAGCGUGCUUUAGAAAAUUACACGAGCGGUGAAUGGUCGAGUGGAAGAAAAUGGGCUGACGAUGCUCCACAAGAAUACAUCAACAGUGAUUCAAUUUCACUCAUUGAAUCAGGAGCGUGUGGCGCUCUUGUCCAAGGCCUUGAAGAUGAAUUUCUUGAAGUUCGGAUGGCAAGUGUGAAUGCUUUAUGUCAACUCGCUCUCAUCAACCCACCAUUUGCCGAACUUUCGUUAGAUUUUCUCGUCGACAUGUUCAAUGAUGAAAUCGAAAGUGUGAGAUUGCAAGCGAUUUACAGUUUGACGAAAAUUUCUCAGCACAUCAUUCUGCGUGAGGAUCAAAUUGAAGUUAUGCUCGGUUCGCUCGAAGAUUAUUCUGCUGAAGUCAGAGAAGGUUUGCAUCUUAUGUUUGGAGCUUGUAAAGUUUCAACACGAGCAUGUCUUACAAUGGUUGUACAGAAGAUUCUUGACGUUCUAUCAAAAUAUCCUCAAGACAAGCUUUCAGCUUACGGAUGUCUUCAAAAAGUUGGAUCGAAACAUCCUGAACUGUGCAUGUCGUUGACGCCUCAGCUUUUACAGGUUCAUCCAUUCUUCGACAGUGCUGAGAAAGAUGUCGAAGAUCCCACUUACGUUUGCGUUCUAAUUCUUCUGUUUAAUGCGGCGAAAAAUCUUCCUCCAAUGUUGAGUCUUUUCCCAGAGACGAUCUUGAAGCAUUAUGAUUAUUUACGUGAUACAAUGCCAAACUUUGUUCCACAUUUGGUUGGUGGGAAUCAAUCGGAAGUGUCAUUGGGAGGUGCAUCUGGCUCAAGACAAUUUUUAGAGACUUUAGUGGCAAACAUUAAAGCAACAAAUUUUUCAAAAACGGCACGACAAGGUCUUCUGACUGUCGCUCAAGAGAAUCUUAAUCGUCUAGCUUCAAUUGAUCCUGGAUUAUCAGGCACAGCAAACUUUAUGAGAGACUUCUUAGGUGCUCAACUGUUAAUGGAACAACUUCAAUCAAACAUCAUGACACAUCGAAUACCUUCAAGAGAAUCGCUUCAACAAUUAAUUUACAAAUGUUUGCAGCUGCAAAAUUUGUUUUCUAACUUGACACUUAAUGAUUUGCUGGUCGUGAAACAAAUUUGUUUCCGUGCUAGCGCAUUAAACUUGGUUUUAGUUGUCAAAGAUAAGUCACAAUCAGCUUUAUCUUCAUGCCAGUUGCUUUUACACAUUGCGAAUGAUGUUAAGAAAUUUCUUCGUCUUCAUCCAGGUCUUCCUUUAGAUUCAUUCACUGAAUCGGUUUUAAGUUUUGUUGAUACAGUUGUCGAUCCAAAGCCUGGACGCAUUUCUCGUGGAAUUGUUCAAAUUGUUCAAGCUGCAAAUUUAUGGCAAAAUCCAAUGGAAAUCAAUUUUGAAAUUAAAAUGUGCACUGCAAAAAUAAUUGAACCUGACAACUCAACAUCGGUUGACAAUAUUGUUAAAGUGACAGCGGGAUUAAUUGCAGCUCUCCCUUUAACAGCAGAAAUUGUUUAUUUGCAAGAUCAUCAAUGUGAAGACUUGAGAAUAAAAAUCAAAUAUCCAGACCAAAACGUGUACAUUGUUGUUCCUCGUAGACGUGAUUUGAAAAAGAUUAUGCCGGAAAGUGAAGAAGUACUGGAAGCUAACACGUGGCGACUGAGAACGAACGUUUUACUAUCACAUGGAAUUUGGACAGAAACAUCACAGGUUGAGCUUUCAAUUUGUUUGGCAGUGAAACCAUCCAACGAACUUGAACUCAGCAAACCUAUCAAAAUAUUUUUCGCACCAAAACCAAUAAGAAAGGGAAUUUAAAGAAGAUAUUUAUAUAAAUAAACUUAUGAUUCUUUUAUUUCAUUUAUGAUUAAAUUGCAACGCAUUAAAGUUCCCUCAUGAUAUAAUCACAAAAAGGUCUUUUAUUCGUAGCUUUUACACGAUGAAAUGUCUAUUAGGUCAAUGUCUACAAUCUACUUAUGUGAUAUUUGCCAGGAAGAAAGAAGCCUCUGAGAACUCUUAGAAUAUAACUACGUACAAUUUCAAGACAAAAAAAGGCACUAAAAUUUCAUUUAGGAAGCUAAUUCAAAUAAGGUAACAAUUACGGUGAUUUUAUAACUCAAGGAAUGAUUAAUUGUAAGUUCUAAUUAAACAGCGGCAGUAAUUUUGCAGU